Messenger RNA from Pteronotus mesoamericanus, 8563 nucleotides. It is a transcript of the gene NUDT3, whose product is annotated as nudix hydrolase 3. The coding region runs from base 176 to 694 and encodes 172 amino acids. Gene Ontology annotation, biological process: diadenosine pentaphosphate catabolic process; diadenosine hexaphosphate catabolic process; diphosphoinositol polyphosphate metabolic process. Gene Ontology annotation, cellular component: nucleus; cytoplasm. The record is from RefSeq and is a predicted model, not a curated record. The transcript has 5 exons. Lineage: Eukaryota; Metazoa; Chordata; Mammalia; Chiroptera; Mormoopidae. Gene Ontology annotation, molecular function: bis(5'-adenosyl)-pentaphosphatase activity; diphosphoinositol-polyphosphate diphosphatase activity; endopolyphosphatase activity.
GAGGAGGUUGCGGCGGGCUAGCGGAAGAGCUGGGUAGCGGAGAAGCUGCUCCUUCUCCCUGCUGCUCCUGAGCGAGCCGGGAACGCGCGCGCGGGCGCGCGUGCGCGGCCGUCCGGAGCGGGCUCCCCACCCUCUACUCCUGCGACCCGCACCGCACCCCCACCCGGGCCAGAGGAUGAUGAAGCUCAAGUCGAACCAGACCCGCACCUAUGACGGCGACGGCUACAAGAAGCGGGCCGCGUGCCUGUGUUUCCGCAGCGAGAGCGAGGAAGAGGUGCUACUCGUGAGCAGUAGUCGCCAUCCAGACCGAUGGAUUGUCCCUGGAGGAGGCAUGGAGCCUGAGGAGGAGCCAAGUGUGGCAGCAGUUCGUGAAGUCUGUGAGGAGGCUGGAGUAAAAGGGACAUUGGGAAGAUUAGUCGGAAUUUUUGAGAACCAGGAAAGGAAGCACAGAACGUAUGUCUAUGUGCUCAUUGUCACGGAGGUGCUGGAAGACUGGGAAGACUCAGUUAACAUUGGAAGGAAGAGGGAGUGGUUUAAGAUAGAGGAUGCCAUCAAAAUGCUGCAGUACCACAAACCCGUGCAGGCGUCGUAUUUUGAGACAUUGAGGCAAGGCUACUCCACCAACAACGGCACCCCAGUCGUGGCCACCACUUACUCGGUUUCUGCUCAGAGCUCCACAUCAGGCAUCAGAUGACUGAAGACCUGGAAGAGGGUGGAAAUUGGAAAUUAGACUGAAGUGCAGACCUUCCCUCUCACCCUUGCUCUUCUCACCUCUCCUCACAGACCUCCUCUCUGAAAUAAGGCAUGAUGGCAGCAAAGAAAGUGUUCAUUGAAAGUGUUGCUACUUGAUGUUAAAUGAUGGGGCUUUUCUUCUCUUUUAUUGAGGGGGGGGUGUAAUUUGUAAUAAGUACUUUUGUGCAUGAUCUGUCCCUACCUGUUCACACCCCUACAUUCUCUAAAAAUAGGCAAACAGCCUUCCCCUACCUUGGAUUCUGAAGUAGUCCUGUCUCUCUCAUUCUAGCCCUGGCCAGGCCUUUUCCUUUGAUUUUUAAUUUUUUUUUAUUAAAAGAUACCAGUAUGAGAUGAAACCUUUCAAGAAUUUGUUCUAUAAAGUGCUAUGCUGUCCAGUAGGUCGGUUCCUUUGACUGCAGGAUACAUUUAUCUACACAUUAUAUACUGGGCAUAUAAUAUGUAAAUAAAUGACUUUUAGAAGAGGAAUUUAAAUUUUUCAAGGUUUUUUGUUUUUCAAAUUUGAGGCAUUUCUGAAACAGAGAGCCUCACAAUUUACACUUUCCUUUUGAUGCUAGGGGCUAGAUCAGCUUCCUGUCUUUGCUCUUCCCCAGUUGUGACUGCAGUCAUGUGAGGACGGGAAGAGCGCAGCCACCGUCAGUCACAGUGCCCAGGACGCACGGCCUUCUCUUCUUGCAGUUGUGUUUCCAUGCCAAGAAAGAUCCAGGAAGAAACCUAUUUUCUUUUUUAUUACCAAGCCAGGAGCAAAUGGCCUGAGCUCUGAUCCAGAGAAACAAUGAUAGAAAUUGAAUUCUUCCCUACAUGUUGACAGUAGGGAUUUGAACUGGGUUUUUGGGAUUACUUCUAAAAAACUGGAGCAUUGAGCACUGUUCCUAUCCCGCCGGUUUGGAAUUUUUUCCAUAAUGCUACAUACCGCCGACAGUGGCCUCUCUCCUUGUGCGUACAUGCCUUACAGCUUGCCGAACUGGGUAUUUGUCUUUGUGCGCUGGAGUGGCCAGCUCUCCUCAGCAAUGCAGCUGUGUAGUCCUGUCCCCAUCGUGGUUAACGAUGUUAAGUUUCUGAAAAGUACACGGCAGGAAAAUCCAAGUGUUUGCUUGUCUUUGUAAGGUUACAGUACUUGUAAGUGCAUAGGGAGCAUGCUCAGAAAUACUGACUGUGUCGCUCACUGGGGUGUGAAAGACCUGUCUUCUACCUAGAAAUGACAUGGCAGAAUGCGUCAUCAUUUACUAGAGCAGCUAUGGAAAUGCAUUGGCUCCCUGCAGACUGUCCUGUUGGAUGUUGAUACAGGUCUCCUGCUGGCUUCAUUCACCACUUGUGUUGUUCAGUUGGGAAGUAAAGGUUUUCAAAUUGGUGGGGUUGGGGCGCCACUGAUCAGUCCCUGGCUUGGGAUAGGAGCUUGUCACUGUAUUCUUAGUGGCUUCUCCUUUGUCAAAACAGCCAAGAUGUGAAACUAGAAUCGCAGUUCUCGUUAUUUAAAAAUUCUAAUAAAUUCUCAAACUUUGAAAAGCUUUUGCUCUUCCCUCCCACGAAAAGAAUGUAUGUAUCUGGUCAGCCUGUGUCAUUUAGUUUUCAGCAUUUUGGGGGCCACCAAUUGGUAAACUUAAAUUUUUCUAUACUCUCAGUUUCUAUCUUCUCUUCCAGUCUUAAACACAGAACCAGAAGGCAGUGCCAGCAAUUUCCUUAGCAUGCCCUCCUGCCUCUGGGAAAGGAGUUCUGUCCCCAAGUUAGGGUCCCGUUGGAUGGAAACAGCACCGUGGGAUCUGAGUCUGAAUGCCAGUUCACUGUUGGCUGCCCUACUUUAAAACACACACACUGCUGCUGUCAUCUUAUAGAGCGUCUAAGGUUCUGUUCAAAUACGUACAGGGGAGAAUAAAAUAAGAUCACCUAAGCAUUUAGUGGAAUCCCAAAAGCACGUUUACCCAAAUACAUUCUACCUUUGUGAUGUGGAUUGAAAGUGCUUUGCAGGAAAAGAGUCAGUACUCCUGGAAAGGGAACCAGAGUGUUAACAGUAAUUGUGCAUUUUCUAAUGAUCUAAAGAUGCCUUUACUGGGCUGGUGUAACAAUAUACUACCCUACCAAGUCCACUUUGGAUUGUUGAUGUCUUUGGGUCAGGAAAGUAAACUGUGCCAAGAAGUAUUUUUCCGUAACAUGAAUGGAUUCUAUUAACACAGUGAACUGAAGAGAUUGUGCUGACGCCUUGUUGACUGACAAAAGGAGGCUUUGUCCAGCUGGUGAUGUUUUCUGUUGCACUGGGACUCUGAUGAGCAGGGAUUGGUGUUUUUCCCUCCCGGGCACCAUAAACACCAUGCCUGCCUUUACUGACGUGUAGUCACAGCCCUUUUGCGAUAGAUUAGCUAGACCUGUUGCAGCUAACUUUGUAUCUCCGCAGAGAAAGUGAGGAGAAACAAAAGAAAGCACAAAACUUAUCCUACUUUCAAAAUAAUUUUAUUGGCAUUGAUUUGCCAUUAGUUUUACAAAUACUCACCUUAUUCAGGUUUGACAGAAACAGGUUUCUGUGUUCAGGGCAGAUAUCAAGUCUGUCUCAUAGUGAAUUUGCAUCUUCUAGAUUCUGGCUGCCACUGGAGUAUCCAUCAGAGUCUGCAAUCCUCAGGAUAGAGAAAAACAGCAAUGGAUUUUUUUAAAUUUGUUUUUAGUUUAUAAAUUGCAGCCAUUGGAAAUUGCAGCCAUUGGGGACACACAAGUGAGGUCAUGCCAUCCUUUUGGAACAGGACUCUGGGGGGCGGGGAGCAGGUGCUACCCUCAGGAGUCAGCUAUGUUAAACUUUUUUUUUUUUUUGGAAGCCUUCCAGAACAGUGCAGCCCAUAAAACAGGAGUCUUGAUUUUUCUUAACGCAAACACAACAGGAUGGACACGUUAGGAAUUGACUGUGCUUUGUUUUUACAAGUGUCUGCCGCCCAAUCUGCCCUGCAUACAGAGGGCUCCCUCACUGCUCCGUCUGAGCAGAGGCCAGCUGGAGGGACCACAGGGUGUGGGGCUGUCACGCCCUCUGUGGCUGCAGCUGGAUUUCCCUUCAGUCUGCAUUGCACCGUGCAAUGCUGUGGCAGGAACAGCAGUUAGGGCCUUACUCCUCAUAGCCUCUGGGGAGAGGGGGUCCCUGCCCUCUGAGAGUGUUUUGCAGCAGCUUUGUAAAUGUGUUGCUACAUAGUCAAAUUCCUUUGUGGCAAAAAAAUAUUUUCUGUCUUGAUGUUAGCAGUCAGCACAUGUGAAUUCUCCUAGACUUGCUUAGAAGAAAAAAGUCACUUUGUUUUUAGAAGAAAAAAGUUCCACACAGGACCGUUUUCCUCAUUCUCCUUCCCCUUUCUCUUUUCCACAUACAAUGCUGAUUGGAGGCUCCUGAACCUCUUUAACCAGAGGAUUGAUCAGUCUCCUGUGGGACCCUAGUGUGCAUUUCACACAUUGUACUUUUCAUUUUUACCAUUUCCACUUAGUGCUAUAUUAACACCUUUGUUGGCCUUCCCACCGGAUCUUUUUUUAAAAAACAGCCUGAGCCACAUUGUUUUAGUUUACAGAAGGGAUUUAAUAAUCACAAUGUGAUUUUUGCCACAACUAUAGUUUUUAAUAUUUCUGAAGUGUUCUGUAAGCCUGUUCUAGGUGAGAGUAGAUUUAGAAUUAAAAGAAAUACCUAGAGAAAUUAUUACAGUGGGAUGAAUUUUUGCUUUAAGAGCAAUGAGGGUUAGCUAUAAUUGACAAUAUAACUUCAUCCUGGUCCCAUCCGCAUUUCAGAAAAUAAUCCACAUUUUUAACAAAAGAAAAAGAGACAUGCAGGACAGUUAAGCCGGCAGUUCCAGGGUGAGAUUAUUCAGUAGUGACUGAAUAGUGCAAACCCUUUUCUGGUUCUUACUCUUUGAAGAUAAAGAGGUCAGACCUGAAGCUGUGCAGGUCAUAUGCCCAGAAGAGGCAGCAAGCAUUUCUUGUGAGCCUUGCUGGGGUGGAACCUUUCUCCAGGGCUGCAGGCGGCUGUGGGCUGUGCAGCCCCGCUUCUGGUGGUCUCCGUCUCUGCAUUGGGCUUCACCUCACUUGGAGCGGGGCGGGGCCAGCAGCCGGGAGUCAGCCUUGCGCUCAGGGGUGAGCUGUGCAGCACAGACCUCUCGCCCUCGGGAAGAGCUGUGUUCUCUAUGUCAUUAGAUAUCAUCUAAAACAGUGAGACAUUUGAGAUUGUCAGGUAAAUUUAAAAUUGGGAAACAUCGACAGCAAUCUAUAAAAGACACUGUUGCCUGUGCACCAGGUUGACUCAAGAUGACUGUGGGUCCUGGAAACCGUGGGAUUUUAGGGGCACUUCCUUCCACUCCUGCGUUCCCAUUUUGACCACGUUCUUGCAUUAGCUGGUAACCUCUCAGGGAUGUGAGAGGCCAUAAUCAGGACAUCUGGGAAAAUGAUACCUCUCAUCUUUAGAUUCAUCAAAUAACUUGUCCUCUAAGUCCCAUUAAAUAUUAAUAAAAGAGAAGGAAAGAAUCCCAUUUGAUGUUGAUUUGGACAGGGUCCUGGAGCUGAGGCCAGUCACAUGAUUUUGUGUAUCUCUGCAAUGUGAAGUUUUCUAAAUAAAAAGGCAUGUCUCUUUCUUAAAGCUUUGUUCAUCGUGAUGAUUUGGUGAGCUUGAGCUUGUCUUGAGAAACUCAGACUGUCUGCGGCGAGGGAGCUCAAACGGAAACCAGUUAGCUCAGAAUCCAGCACACCAGGAGGGACUCUGCUGAAGAAGUAAAGCGGUUCUGUGAGAGGUGGAGAGCCAUGGCUCCUGUUCCUCCAGCAAUCGGUUGUUUGAUUCGUUGCCCUAGGUUUCCUUUGGUUUACAUUCCCAGUUUUUAACCUGGAACAAGGGCCUCCAAAACACCAAAGGAGGCGUUUAAAACCCUGGAGAUAGUCUUUAAAAUUUAGAUACAAAAACGGCAGCCUUGUCAUUCUCCAGCUUUGUCACCCCAAGUUGCAGCCAGUCGAGGCAAGAAGAUUUUAUUAAUCAUUGAGCUGAGGAACAAAUACUGGUUCUGGUGCAAUUACCCACUAAAUUGCCUACUGUCUGUGACCAUUAUCUGUUGGGUGUACCUUUCAGGGAACAUCUCGACAGUGCAAUAAAAUCACUCUCCUGGGAAUGAGGUCCCAUUUAGGUCAAAAUCUUAAGUCUUUGGAACUCCUUAGGAAAAAAGCAAGAUGCCUCAAUCCCAAUGCUGGGCCUUGAGGCUAUACUCCCCUCUCUGUCCUGUGGGGUGCAGCUGGCUUACCUGUAGGAAGCACUGAUACGAGCCUGUCCUGAGCACUUUUGUGCUGAAUGGACAUGUGCACCUAAAGUUGCAACAGAUCCCUAUGGCCUCUAUCUUGUCCUGUUGAAAAAAGAGCUUUUCAGGCUCACUAAUAAAUGACCAGAGAAGACAUCUAGUUUUAGUUACUUGAUUCCAGCAGCAUACUGUACUACUUAUGUACAGUUAAGUAGCAACAGAUACUACUUACGCCAAGGAAAGUCAAGACUCAUUAUGGAGACACCCAGGAACCAGGAUGGGUCUGCUCCACAUAGAGCUUUCACCCAGGGCACAUCUCAAGUUAGGUCUUCCAAAUCCUGAAGGAACAGGAGGUCUUCGAAGGCUGAGCAGGCAGUGUGUGUUCCUCCCGAGAACUGGAAGGAGUUCAAAAGGAAAUGGCAGGCAUCUAAGCUGCAGCGGGCAGGCGCAACCCUGCCCCUUCUCCCUUCCCACGUGGCUGUGAGCAGUUCUGCUCAGAACCCCAAAGGGACUCUCCUCCAAAAUCAGAUUAGCUUCAGGUGUUUUGUUUAGCCCAAGAACCUCACCUUUUCCCUUCCACCCAUGGAUGGAUAUUUGUGAAUGUGUUGCUCAGGGCACAGGUGCAUGAGUGAGUCCAGGGCCCAGUGGCAUAGUGUUACAUUUAGUAGUUAAACAAUUAGUUAACUCUAUCGUAAAAGAAAUACAGAGUAUGUAGUGCGGUUUUGUAAAUGUCAGUUCUGUGUUUAUUAUUUUUUGGUUUGAAAACUUUCAAACUGGUUUAUAAUCAAAAGGUUGGUGGUUAGAUAAAAUUUCAGUCAGUGGUACAUCUGUCUUAAGAAAGAUAGCUACCAGUUUGCCAUGCAUUUAAGGAAGCUAGGAGCAUUUGAGGCUGUUGAGAGCUGUUGUAAAGCAAGUGUCUCUGGCCUACCCAGAUGUGUUAUUCCUCAGAGAGGAAGUGGAAGCCCAUUAGUAGCAUCAUCAUACUUGAUCUUGCCAGCCCAGCCUUUAUUUCAAGGACCUGGUCUCCCAUCCCAUCCAAUGGACUUGGUAAGGGAUGGGCUCUGAGGAGUAGGCGAGCCCUGCCCUGUUGGCUCAGCUGCAGGUUGUGGUCUUCAGACACCAUAAGGUUUAUUAAGGUGUUUCCUCCCUGCAAUCACCUCAUCUACCAACAGCAUCAGAAAGGUUAAAAUCCCUGGGACCAUUCUAGUUCUCAAACAGAUGAACUAAAUGUGCUUUCUACCCUGUCGCAAGUGUAUCGCCCAGAUGCCGUGUCCCUUGGGCCAAGUUCGGCAGGUAUUUCUAGGGAACCCUUUGGGUUCAGGCAAAGUAGCCAGGAUGUACUUUGAGUUUAACUUUUUCCAAAGGACAGAAGUCUUUGUCCCUUCCCCCUAGUGCUCAUCCAUUUUGGCAGAGGCUUAAAUGGUCAAAUCUAGUAAUGUCUCUGGAACUGAGACACAGAACCAGGGGCCCAUGCACCCAGGGACCAGUGCCCUGGCGGUCACACAGGCUCAGUCUAGACUGUUCUGAUGCCACCAGAACUCUGCUGCUGUCGCCUUCCCUCAGGACCGCACAGAAAAGCAAAGAGCCUUACCAUCGUUAGAUCUCCUAGUUCCUUGGCCAUUCUAUAGAGAGAGUGUAUGUAUCACCUGUUCAGGCAGUGCAUUUUAUGUUUGUAGAAAGGAGAGAAAGUGGAGUACUCACAUCAUUGGAGAGAUUGGCAGGAAUAACCCCGAACGAGCUGAACAGAACUGGGGAAUCAAAGGAAUGGAAUGGCGCUCGUAUAAGGAGGAGGGGUUGGUUAUGGUCCUUUAACCUCUUGGGAUCGAGUGCUGCGUUAUGAAAUGGGUCUGUCAUCAUGCUUGCUGUACCCCAAUCCAAAUGCACUCCAGGACUUAAGUUCCAACCUAUGGCUAUAUGGCCUUGUUUUCCCAUUUCCUUUGUUUCCGAACAGCUUUGCUCAGUUUUGCAUGGAAAACCAGGCGUUCCUUCCUGCCCACUUGGGCUACCUGCCCAAGCCCUGACCUCUUCCCCAGUAUCUUCACAGCACCUCUAAGGAAGACCUUCACUGUGCCCAUAGGAGCUGAGGGGGGUGGAACUUGGUCCAAAGAAGGUGGAAGGAACCUGAGUUUUCCUGUUUCCUUUUCUCAAGGAGGGUGUCUUCAGGCUUCCUUCACACCUCUCUUUCCCAUGAGAACAGUUGGCUUUCAGAGGAGGGCUGAAAAGAAAGGGGAACUGGGUCCAGCCCCCAGGUUUGGGUCCAAGACAGGUACACCGCGGAUGGGAGCCCCACUUCCCCCUUUAACCACAGGCCAGCCGCAUGUAACCAUUCCCCCUCGCAAGUGUCUGCUUAUGUGGUGCCAGCAGCAGAGGGCACACCGCCCCCCAAGAGAGCUCUGGUAGUACCCCUAAAAGCCCACCAGCCCCACAUCCCACUCCUUUUUGUACAAAUGCUUAAACCUGUGAGUGUGCUAUUCCUUUCUUUGUGUUUAUCAGCUUCCUUCCAUUUGAGCUGUGUGGGAGGGAAGGGCAUCAGAAUUGUAGGCUGUAAUCUUGUGCCAACCAAUAAAAACCAGUAUUUCACACAC